Molecule: messenger RNA, 429 nt
Organism: Neospora caninum
Lineage: Eukaryota; Apicomplexa; Conoidasida; Eucoccidiorida; Sarcocystidae
Exons: 4
Coding region: 1-429 (142 amino acids)
Source: RefSeq, a predicted model, not a curated record
AUGUCCAAGUGGUUCCUCAAUAGCAAGUCGCCCAAAUCGCAUGCACUAAGUCUUUUCAUCGUCGUCCAGAUGCACAGAAGUGAACCCCUGCGGGAGUCGAGACUGCCGCUAAACGCGUCGGUUGGCAAGAAAAACGCCUUGCCUCCCAGCGACAGUUUCUUAUCUCAGGUACCAAAAGGCUUCCGAAUCAUGCGUAACCUCAAACCACGACUGCCGAAGGUUGUGCCGUGCAUCGUGCUUGAAGGUGGUCCUGAAAUGGCAUCAGCCGGCAUAUCCGGGAAGAAUCUCUCUUCGCGUUUGCGUCCACAAGAAGACCUUCUCGUUGGCAGUAGUCUCACAGAGUGUACUCUCAUCAGCAAGAUCUCACUGAAGGGUCUCAAUGCUUUUAUUGGCGCAAGUCGAACGGAAAGAAGCACAAGUCACCCUUAG